UCUCCUUUACGCGGCUACUAUAAUUAGAGCUUUCACCCUUCUCUUUCUUCUUCACAUUUCUCUCUUUCUCUUCUCAUUUCUUCCAGAUCCGAUUCAUCCAUCAAUGGCUUCCAUCGCCGACGGUACCAGAUCUACCUCCGAUACCAAUGGCAAGGCCGCUGAACCGGCGGAGAAGCGACGGACGGCCUUAAUUACUGGCAUUACUGGUCAGGAUGGUUCCUACCUUACUGAGUUCCUUCUCGAUAAGGGCUAUGAAGUCCAUGGAUUGAUUCGGAGAUCUUCCAACUUCAAUACUCAACGAAUCAACCACAUCUAUAUCGAUCCUCACAAUGCUAAUAAGGCACGAAUGAAGCUUCACUAUGCUGACCUUACUGACGCCUCCUCUCUCCGUCGAUGGCUUGAUAUUAUUCUUCCUGAUGAGGUUUAUAACCUCGCAGCUCAAUCUCAUGUUGCUGUUUCUUUCGAAAUUCCGGAUUAUACUGCUGAUGUUGUUGCCACUGGUGCUCUACGUUUGCUUGAGGCUGUUCGAUCUCAUAUCGCUGCUACUGGUCGUAGCCACAUUCGAUAUUACCAAGCGGGAUCGUCUGAAAUGUUUGGGUCUACGCCGCCUCCUCAGUCGGAGACGACUCCAUUUCAUCCUCGAUCUCCUUAUGCUGCAGCGAAAUGCGCUGCGCAUUGGUAUACUGUUAAUUACCGUGAGGCCUACGGGAUUUUCGCUUGUAAUGGGAUACUAUUCAACCAUGAAUCGCCUCGCAGGGGAGAGAAUUUCGUGACGAGGAAGAUCACACGAGCUGUAGGUCGGAUCAAGAUUGGACUGCAGAGCAAGCUGUUCUUGGGGAAUCUGCAGGCGUCGAGGGAUUGGGGUUUUGCAGGGGAUUAUGUGGAAGCGAUGUGGAUGAUGCUGCAGCAAGAUCAACCUGAUGAUUACGUGGUUGCGACGGAGGAAUCUCAUACGGUGAAGGAGUUUUUGGAGGUGGCAUUUGGGUAUGUUGGAUUGAAUUGGAAAGAUCAUGUAGUGAUCGACAAGAGAUACUUCCGGCCGGCGGAGGUUGAUAAUCUGAAGGGUGAUGCAAGCAAGGUGAAAAGGGUAUUGGGAUGGAAACCAAAAGUUGGAUUUGAGAAGCUGGUGAAGAUGAUGGUGGAUGAAGACGUUGAAAUAGCCAAGCGAGAGAAGGUAUUGGUUGACGCUGGCUAUAUGGAUGCACAGCAACAGCCUUGAUUGCUUCAGAUCAGAUAGAACCAACCAACCAACAACCACUGCUCUAGAAGAUGGAUCUUAACAAGCAAAACGAGAAGGUGACAUCGGUGGGGAACUUCCAGGGGAUGAAAGGGCUAGAGAGGAGAAGUUCGUAAUGUGGCUGUUGCCUCUGCCCUGGGCAGCUGGUUGGUUGGUCUGCCGGUGGCGAUUUUAGUGGGAGCCAACUCCUUUCAAAGGGCUUCUACGGUCAGCGGUCCAGAUUUUGAUUUUGGAACACUGCUUUAUGACAUUUUCCUGACAGCUUGAUGUUGCUGUAAACAGCAAAUUUGACAAUGGAUGAAUGCUGGAAAAAGAAACCAACGAAUCAAGAAUUGGCAUUUUUAUAUU
Molecule: messenger RNA, 1585 nt
Organism: Cucumis sativus (cucumber)
Lineage: Eukaryota; Viridiplantae; Streptophyta; Magnoliopsida; Cucurbitales; Cucurbitaceae
Product: GDP-mannose 4,6 dehydratase 1
Exons: 2
Coding region: 104-1219 (371 amino acids)
Biological process (GO): GDP-mannose metabolic process
Molecular function (GO): GDP-mannose 4,6-dehydratase activity
Source: RefSeq, a predicted model, not a curated record